AUGGUUCAGGUCAGAAGAUGGCAAAGAGAGGUCGCCUUUCUUAGUGCCGUUGACUUCCUCACCGGGGAAGUUCUCAUUAACAAUUACGUCCGGCCAACGGGAAAGGUGACCGACUGGACGACUAGGAUCAGCGGCAUAACGCCAGCUGCAAUGGCCGAGGCUGUAGCAAGAGGGCAAGCACUUAAUGGAUGGCAGUCCGCGCGACAGGAACUAUACAAAUACAUUGAUUCUCAAACCAUCCUCAUUGGUCACGCCCUUAAUUCCGACCUGGACGUGUUGGGCAUAUACCACUCGCGAGUUGUUGACUCAGUGAUAUUAGCUAGCGAAGCUGUGUUUGGGCUUUCCUCUGCGUUUAAGCGCCUCUAUAGUUUAAAGACACUGUCGGAGGUGUUUUUGAAACUACAAAUCCAAUCGGAUAAUCACCCCCACGUGUGCUUGGAAGACACACUCGCGACACGAGAUGUGGUUCUGUCCUUUCUGCGGAAUCCCGAAGGCCUGGGAGUGUGGGCUGGGAAUGCGAAGGCCAAUUAUGACGCAGAGCAAAAACAACGCGAAGCGAGAAGGCGUCAGAAGAAAAAUGAGAAAGCGAAGAUAGCAGCAAAGCAACAGCAGGCAACUGCGAAACAGCCAUCAACAUCCUGUGGACCUCAAGGGAAUGCGUCCCUGUUGCUGCUUUCUGAGGAAUCUUCCGAUAUAGAGGGAUGCGAUGGAUACGAUGACUCUGAAACACUUCGGUGGGAAGAUAUCGCAGAGGCUUGCGGAUGGCCCCAUCCUGAUACAGGGUACGAUCCCUGGUCAGAUUGA
Messenger RNA from Aspergillus oryzae RIB40, 804 nucleotides. RefSeq lists its product as uncharacterized. Gene Ontology annotation, cellular component: nucleus. The transcript has a single exon. Gene Ontology annotation, molecular function: exonuclease activity; nucleic acid binding. Bases 1 to 804 code for a protein of 267 amino acids. Gene Ontology annotation, biological process: ribosomal large subunit assembly; rRNA processing. Lineage: Eukaryota; Fungi; Ascomycota; Eurotiomycetes; Eurotiales; Aspergillaceae. The record is from RefSeq and is a predicted model, not a curated record.